Papilio polytes (common Mormon) is the source of this 1251-nucleotide messenger RNA. Its product is annotated as 25-hydroxyvitamin D-1 alpha hydroxylase, mitochondrial-like. The record is from RefSeq and is a predicted model, not a curated record. The transcript is spliced from 9 exons. NCBI's taxonomy places the organism in Eukaryota, Metazoa, Arthropoda, Insecta, Lepidoptera, Papilionidae. Gene Ontology annotation, molecular function: iron ion binding; heme binding; oxidoreductase activity, acting on paired donors, with incorporation or reduction of molecular oxygen. The annotation marks the transcript as partial.
AUGAAUACCUGUAACUUCCACCACUCGGUGGGACUAGGCCUGCUGGAGGGCUUGCGGGCGCGCUACGGAGACCUAGUACGGUUGGCGAAGGCCUCCCGCAAGAGACCUGUACUCUAUGUCUUCGAUCCCGAGGUCAUGAAAGAGGUGUACGAGAGUAAAGUGACACAGCCACCGCAGUGGGAACGCUCGCCGCUACACGAACAACGAAGAUGUGCCGCUAACCAGCAAAGCGAUGAGACGAAAGAAAUCUGGUCAGCGGUUCGCACAUUGCUACAAGACGGAACUCUUCACAACAACUACAAUAAAGUAUUCGACGACAUCGCGGCCGAUCUCACACGACGUCUUGGUGAACUCCGUUAUCUGGAAAAUGCAUUGAACGAUGAGAUAUCAACGGAGUUGUACCGAUGGUCGCUGGAGACGCUCGGCGCGAUGCUAUUCGGCAUCCGACUGGGCUGUCUGGAUGGUCCGGCACACGUCCCCACUGAUGAAAACAGAGCUAAAGAGAGGACGUCUCUGGAUGAUGACACGCCGGAGCUAUGUUCUCUUUCGAAGCGUUGUAACGACGAGCUGACGCCCGCGGAGCGGCUGGUGCGGUGCAGUCUGCAGGUGGCGGGGAGUGGGUACCUCGUGCGCUCGGAGCACACGCUCAGGAAGGACUCGGACGCAUUCAAUAGUGCCAUACAAGCCUUCGACGCGCAUUACAGUUUAACGGAACACUUCCUACUACAAGCUGUUCAGUCCUUGAAGCCAGGCUCGCUGCGGCCGGAGCAGGCGCUGCUCGAUAGGUUGCGCCCACUACAGGAGCGCCUGCUGCCGCUCGCCGCCGACGUGCUGCUAGCUGGGGUUGAACCUCUCGCACAAACAGCGCUGAGCAUGUUCUACCAGCUGUCGCUGCACGCGGCGCAACAGCAGCGCGCACACGACCAGGUGUCGUGGGGGGCGGCGGCGCGCGAGGCGGAUGCUUCUCACGAUUCCUGUGUACGCUUGCCCUACCUACACGCCUGCGCCAGCGAAGCCCUGCGGCUGUUCCCUGCUACCGGGGGCGUGGUCAGACGCAGCACAGAGGAUAUGGUUCUAGCUGGUUAUGAAGUACCCGCCGGGGUGGACAUAGUUCUCGCUCACGGUGUAACCAGCAAAGACGAGAAGCAAUGGGGACGGGGGAAGUCUUUCAUCCCGGAGCGCUGGUGCAGCGAGGGCUGGGAGCCGCUGCGGGCGACGCGGGCACACCCCGCAGCAUACAAGCCGUUCGGG